Osmerus eperlanus (European smelt) is the source of this 2443-nucleotide messenger RNA. RefSeq names its product transcription factor Spi-B. Lineage: Eukaryota; Metazoa; Chordata; Actinopteri; Osmeriformes; Osmeridae. Gene Ontology annotation, cellular component: nucleus. The record is from RefSeq and is a predicted model, not a curated record. Bases 145 to 975 code for a protein of 276 amino acids. Gene Ontology annotation, molecular function: sequence-specific DNA binding; DNA-binding transcription factor activity, RNA polymerase II-specific. Gene Ontology annotation, biological process: cell differentiation; regulation of transcription by RNA polymerase II. The transcript has 6 exons.
AGUUUGGCAGGCCAGAUGGGAGUGUCAUUCAGGUGUGCUUGCACCUUCCCCUUCACAUCUGUCUUUCAACUCGCUCUCUGACGGAUACUAGCCAUAUACAGACUUCAACACUACAUCUUUCUGAUUCAACUAGAUUGCAGAAGGAUGCUGGCGACUCUUGAGACAAUGGCAUACAUGCCUGAGCUGGGCCUUAGCGGAGGGCGGGGGGGCUGGGGCGGUCAUUCCACGGCCGAAGUGGAUCUGGAGGUGAUCGAGGAGUACCUGCAGGAGCACUCCCUGGAAGUGCAGCCGCUACGCAGGCCAGCCACCCCACCUGCCACCCCCACUCAGCCCACACUCACACACUCACACCCGGAGACCACAAUCAUAGAGAACAGUUGGUCAGGCCAACAUGCAUAUGAGUGGAACUACGGCUCUCACACACCACAUGAAGAGUAUGAGGAGCAGGCUCCCUCCCAGAUGGGGCCCAGCCCUCACAACAACCACUGGGAUCACAGUGCAUAUUCCUAUGAGACGGCUACCUGCAGUGACUCAGACUCCCAGUCCAGCAGUUCCCAGUAUCCAGACUACCCCUACAGCCCCUCCCCACCAUCGGAGCGGAGAAGUAGGGAGACCAGUGAGACACUGCCCCUCACUCCGCUUUCAGGAAAAAGGAAGGAGCGCUUGUUCCAGUUCCUGUUUGAGAUGCUGGAAACCCCAUCCAUGCGCAGCUGUAUCUGGUGGGUCCAGUCCUCAUCUGGAACCUUCCAGUUCUCCUCCCAGAACAAGGAACGUCUGGCCCAGCUCUGGGGCCACCGCAAGGGAAACCGCAAAACCAUGACCUACCAGAAGAUGGCGAGAGCCCUGAGGAACUACUCACGCACCGGCGAAAUCUGUAAAGUCAAAAGAAAACUGACCUACAAGUUUGACGAGAGAACGUUACGAGGGCUGCAGGGGGACAAACACACACACAUGGGGACACACAGACUAGAAUAAACACACUAACCCCCCACGCACAAAAAGAUACACAUUCUAGGCCACACACACAAAUACAAACUGAGAAUGAACAUGCCUUUUUAGAGCAGCUCUAUAGAAUAAAUACAUCCUUAAUCAAUCCACUGGUACCUUAACAGCCUUUUCUAGGCUUUUCCUUGAUUUCAUUGCUUUAAUAACAUAUUUACUUGGUUUCAUUGUUUAUUGUAUGGCAACAAUUACACAUUCUGUUGUCAUGCCACUAAAUUAAGCAGAGUUAGAUGGAAAAGAAAUCCUGUGGAUUUCAAUUAUCAUGUUGAAAGCUUUUAACAUGCACCUCUAUGGACUUAUAGAGAAUGCUAAUGUGCUAACCCAUCAAGGAACAUACUGAUGAAUACUGAGUAUUUGAAAUAGCAGGAGAGGAGUCAUUAAACACAAGAAGAUUAUGAGAAUUAGACGGAUGAAUGUGUUUUUGUAACAUUGAUGUGCAGAAAUAAGAAUAAGAAAAGAAUAGUAUGUGACUAUGAGAGUACAGUAUUGAUAUUCAUGUUCAAUAUUGACCAUUCCAGUCUGUUGUUGGUAGAUUUGAAAGACAUCUUGUAUCAGCUUGAUGGAUACAUCUUGUCUUUAGCUGGGCUCAGCUGAGAGACCUUGGAUAUUACUUAGCCUACACCUAUCCACAUUUUCAGCAGAAUUCCUGCUAAAUGGUUGGUUCCUUUGAGGCUAUGGACGUCAAGCUGUGGUGAUAUGAAGACAGAAGUCGUCUGGCUUUGAACAUUUGUAAAUCUGAGGAUUGUCUGUAUACAAACCAGCUACUUUAUAAGUAGAUUGAAUGAUUCAUGGAACACAAUGAUUUUGUUAUGAAGAAUAACUUUUUUCUACAUUUUCUACAAGUCUAUGAAAUUAACUUUUUUUCUGUUUUAUAUGAUUGAAUAAAUAUGAACUUAAAAUAACAGUGGCAAUAUAUAUGUAUAAGACUAAAAAACGUUUAAAACACACAGCACAAUGUGUUGCCAAACUACACAGCACCUGCUAUUCCUUCCCCCCUCCUUCCAAGACACACACUGAAACAAACUAACCAUUUUCUCACAAGGCUUUAUGCAAAGUAUGCCUGGGUCAUGAAACCGCCAUUACAACAGUCCUGUUGAUCAACAACAACACCCCCACUAUGAAGCAUGAGUUACUGUAACUAAACACACACACAUGUAAACUAAUAUAUUUUUCCAUAGUCAAAUGUAAAGGCGUGUGAAUAGUGAAACAGAACCAUUCAAAACCGCAAAUAUAGGCACUACUCGAGACAUAUAUCAGUUAAAUAGACAGCAGUGAUACCUCUCCCAAACACCUAGUUUGACCUAAAGCCACAUGGUGGCGCUAGCUUCACAAAAUUGGAUUGUAUGACUCACCUGCAACAGCUUCUUUAUCCCCUCAUCAGUCUGUUCUGCACAAGCAAAAAAAUGUGUUGCCUGAACUACGUAUGUUGCUGUUCUGUCCC